UCAAUCCCAAAUAAAAAUAUAUGAUACAAUGUUUCUCAUGCCAUUUUCAUAUUCCAAGGUGAACUUUCACAAGGGAGAACCCAAACACACAAUAGCAAAGCAAUUAUGAGCAAGAAAAUGUCUCCCAAAUCUUCACCUUCUCCUUCUUCUUCUUCCAUGUCCCAACAUCCUUUCUUCCCUACUGUAAAAGUACAUGAUGAUCGGAAAGAAGAUGACAGCAUCGAGCAUAAAGUACGUGCUGGAUCUACGUCGAGCAAGGGGCCUGAGAAAAGAGCAGGCAGUCCUGAGCAGCCCAUCGGCAAAAGGGUCGAGGUGGUGUCAGUCUCGUGCGAUGGCUGCCGCCCCCAUCAAUACUCCUGGGAGAGUAAGAUCUCUGUGGUUCCUUUAGAGUAUGACAGUCGCGGACUUGAAAAGGGUGUCCCCAUCAUGAUUCCCAGCCCCAGUAGCAUGUUCAGGAUGAUCAUCUCAUCCUUGUCGAGGAGAAGCCCAGCAGCAGUGGGGAGUCGGACCAGUCGGAUCAUGGAGGAUGAAUCCUGGAAGGUGGCGCUUGAUGAGCUCUCCCGCAAGCUGAUAGAGACCAUGAGGGAGAGCGAUGCAGCGCUACUGGAAGUUUCGAGGCUGAAGUACUCAAUGGUGGAGCUCGACAAGAAGCUAAACGGGCUCGAGGUCUACUGCCAUAGCAUGAAAUCUGGUCUUGAAGAGCACCGCAGAUCAUCAACGUAUCCGCUGUUUCAAAUAGCCCACAGCCCCGGGAGGCCAAGCAAGAACUCGGUCGUCAACAAUGACAAAAUUAUUGGGAGUUUCUCCAUUGCAGAAUCGAAAGCACGGAAAUGUGUAAGGACCUUGACCCGAUUGAUCGUGUUAGAGCUUCGAUAUGCUGGUUCUAAGGUCCAUGGGGCAAUUUCUGGGCUGCUGAGGCCCUACAACAUAAACAUCUUACCUUCAACUAAUCCUAGGAGUCUGGUCCUUUACCUUGAUGCUUUACUGAAUAACAUAUUCUUCGAAGAUUUCGAAACGAUCGGGUUCCACGCGAAUGCUGCUAACCCAAUAUUGAACACUAUCGAGCUCUGCCAGGCGAAUUUUGCCUCCUACAAGUCCCUCAAAGGGAUGACUUGGCCAGGAGUCCUAGAGAAGGGAACGAGGCAUUUUUGUGAUCGGUUCAGCAGGUUCUGCGAUAGGAAGAUGAGUGACAUCGUGAGCAGGCUUGGCUGGGGCCGUGCAUGGCCAGAGGCGCUCCUGGAAGCAUUCUUCGGGGCAUCAAAGAGUGUAUGGUUGGUUCACCUUCUGGCCAACUCUGUCCAUCCAGGCUUGCCGAUCUUCAGAGUUGAUGCGGGGACGAAGUUUGAUCCGGUUUACAUGGAAGACCUAGGACAGGACAAACUCGGAGAUCAAAGGUCCGGUUCCGCUAAUAUCCAGCUCAUGGUGUCGCCGGGUUUCUAUAUUCAGGAUUGUGUAAUCAAGUGCAAGGUUUUUGCAGGCAGCAGUGCUAUGUAGCUUUACCAUGCCUUCCGAUCAGAACGAACCAAUUAGCUUCAUCUUUUAUCUCCUACACGCAUGGUGGAGGUAUGGUGGAGGUUGCAUAGAUCUGAAUUACGAAAAUUAAGAUAGUGAUUGUACGUCUUACAAUUGCCGAGAACGAGAUGGGAUGAAAAUGACAUUAAAUGUGAUACCCGAGCUCACAGAUUAUUUUGCGUGAUUUUUUUAGCAUCAUAAAAUCCCACCUUGAGGUUGAUUAAUUGAAUCAAAGUAAACGCCUGUCUUUUAUUAUUAUUAUUAUUUUUUUCUGGUCAAGUGAAAGAAGGUUCCUAGUAUUUUAUUGUUAAGUAUAGUUAUGAUUCUUUCAGUCUAUCUAUCUAUUCAGCAAAUAAAUAGAAAUUCUCUCUAUCAAUAUGUAUGGUCUUGGACCAUUAAUAAUGAUUUUUCUUUAGAA
This is a messenger RNA of Punica granatum (pomegranate), 1930 nucleotides long. Lineage: Eukaryota; Viridiplantae; Streptophyta; Magnoliopsida; Myrtales; Lythraceae. The record is from RefSeq and is a predicted model, not a curated record.